Molecule: messenger RNA, 1168 nt
Organism: Gopherus evgoodei (Goodes thornscrub tortoise)
Lineage: Eukaryota; Metazoa; Chordata; Testudines; Testudinidae
Product: ceramide synthase 4-like
Biological process (GO): ceramide biosynthetic process
Cellular component (GO): membrane
Molecular function (GO): sphingosine N-acyltransferase activity; DNA binding
Source: RefSeq, a predicted model, not a curated record
AUGGGAUUCAUAGCCCUACCCCUGGGCAGAAAGCUGGGGGUGAGGGACAAGGUGAGAUUGAACGCUCCACCCAAUCCUGUGCUGGAAACCUUCUACACUACUCACAGCAAGAAGCCAAAGGAGGGGGAGCUGAUCUGCUUAUCCAAGCAGUGUGACUUGCCCGCCAGAAAGGUGGAGACGUGGUUCCGAUACCGGCGGAACCAGGACAAACCCAGCCUGACUACAAAAUUCUGUUCAGUGAGUUGGAGUUCUUUGUGUUACCUCAUUUCCUUCUGCACUGGACUUGUGGUCUUGUACGAUAAGCCCUGGUUUUGGGACCCAAGAGAAUGCUGGGUGGGGUAUCCACAGCAGCCACUACAGCGCUCUGUGUACUGGUACUACAUGAUGGAAUUCUCCUUUGCCUUGUUACUGACUUUCACCAUGGCCUUUGAUGUGAGAAGAAAGGACUUUAAGGAACAAAUGGUGCACCACACAGCUACCAUCAUCCUUAUCAGUUACUCAUACUGUGCCAAUUACCUCCGGAUUGGGUCUUUGGUGAUGUUGCUCCAUGUUUCUUCCACUUUUCUCCUAGAGCUAACCAAGCUGCUUCAUUACUUGAACUGGAGACGCGCAAGCCACCUUCUCUUCUUAAUUUUCUCAUCCAUUUUCCUUGUUACUCGGCUCAUCGUUUUCCCAUGCAGGGUGCUGUAUACUUCAUUCUAUGGUUCCAUGGAGUUCUACCAGCCCUACUUCGGAUACUAUUUAAUGAAUGCUCUCCUGAUGGUUCUGCAGCUGCUGCACGUCUUCUGGGCCAGCCUAAUCAUUCACAUGCUCUACAAAUUCGUCAAUGGCACGAUGAAAAAUGAUGCAAGAAGUGACACAGAAGAAAGUGAUGAGAGUGAAGAGGUGCAAUAACAAACAAAAAAAGAGAAGAAUGGGACCCUGUAUUUCGGCAAUGUCACAAACAAUUACAGCCAAAGUAACGGCUACCGCUCUGAAACCAGCCAAAGUGACGUGGCCCAACAACUAACUGGCAGAGCCCAUCUCACUAAUGGGUGUGCUGAUGGCUCCAGAACUGCUGACUGCCCCCGUCCACAACAAAGCAGCCCAGUGGCCUUAGGAACUGUCAUGCUCACUGUGUAGACCUGUGGGGAUUAGGGUGACCAGCUGUCCCGAUUUUAUAGGGACA